GCUGUUCGCGUCUCGGUGCGCAAGCGACCAGCGCGACCAUGCGGUUUGUUUACAUUCAAACCUGUAUCAACAUGACCAGCUUCUGACCUUUAAAUUUUUAACUUGAGUAGAUCUUAUAAAAAAACUCACGAUGUCGAACACGUGCCGUACCUGUGGGGGGUCCUCCUUCACGGUGGAGUGCGCGGUCAAGAUGUGCGACCAGUGUGGCACAGAACAAACACAUUACACAGAGUACAUGAGUCAGGAGAUGUUCACGGAGGUGGAUCGCUCACGGUAUGCGUCACAGAUUGCCGAUGAAAGAGAUGAUGCCGAUUCAGUGGACUCUAAGCCUAAAGAGGCACUUCAGAAUGAUUGGACAUCGUAUGAAGCCUUUAACAUUGUCUUGUUUGAGUGGACACAGGCUUUGCGCGCCAGUGGGGCUUCCAAGGACUUUCAGGAGAUGGUAUUCAGGCUUUGGGUCACAUAUCUGCAACGUAUGGAAGUAGCUUUCAUGCCACUGGAAGAGAAUAAGGAAUUCAAACCGAAGGCAACCAUUAUUGAGAACAUAAGAGAUGUACAGUUGAUACACAGUGGGCAAGAGCAAGUGGUUUCAGGCUCAUCCAGACGCCAACAGAAGACCCCUAAAAAAAAAGAGGAGUCGUUGGAUAAGUUAAAGAAGAAGGUGGAAACCAGGAAAUUAAGGAAAGUGAACGAGAAUGCCCUGAGUAAGUAUUUAACAUUGGAAUUGAGUAAGUCGAUCAUAGAAAUGGCGGAAGAAUCAUCGGACUCCGAGCCCGGGAUUAGUGACAUUAAUGGCAGCAAAAGAGGUAUAAAGAGGAAAAACAAAUCAGCUCCCAGCAACAUAACGGGAGAUGAUACUUUGGAGUGUUCUUUGGACAAUCAAAACUCAUAUCUAUGCGCAAUGUCAAUAUCAAAUGCCAGAUGCAAGAUUGCAACAAGCAAAAGUCCAUACAGAACCCCAGUCCUGUGCCGCAAUUCUUUCAUCAGCAAACAUGUCAGCAAAUACCAGAAAGAAAAGGAUUUACAAGAUGAAAAUGCAAAUGACACUGACAAGGCACACGCUGCUGCAUCAAAAAGCUUUCAGGUGACAAAGUACUACAUCCAGGGGAGAAUGCCCUUCCAUCUGAAUUACAAGAAGCUCUUGGGUCUGCUGUAUCUUGCCAUCCUUCUUUCGGAGGAGGAGAUUUUGUUGAUGGAUAUUAUCAGAUGGUGCCGAGAAGGCCACAUCCCCUAUGUGUCAGCGCAGAACCUACUGAAGCAGGACAUGAAAAUGAUCCGAGAAGACAUGGCAGUGUUCAGGAAGGUGCUUGUCCCCACGGCUGAUGCGAUUCAAGAAGUUGCAGGGAAGAUGGCUGCCUUCCUUUCAGUCCAGUACAUACCACUCCCUAGGGAGGAUCUCAUCAUUGAGAGGAUUGUGGACAUCCUUCGGUUGCCAGAGGCUGUGAGCUCCAUGGCCAAAGACCUAGUACAUCACAGCAGGUGCAAAAUCGACCACAGUUUCUGCUUGCGUGUCCCCGACUUGGAAGCGAUUGCCAUGGCUUCUGUAAUUUCCAUUGUGAAGCUGUGCUGUGGCCUUGAUGGCUUUCAAGAAGUAAGGCUGUCACAAGCAGCAAAGAUUAUGAAUGAACACCAUAAGGACAAACCUGCCUGGACACAGCUCUUUUCCUGGGAGGAGUGGGAAAGGCACAUGCAUUCUCUGGUGUGGUUUUGUGGCCAAGUAAAUGCAGUAUUUGCACACCAUUUCCAGUCAUUUGGCACUGGAGGUGUCAAUGCCAAGAUUCUUUCUCAGUUUUAUUGGGAAGAAGGGCUUUGGAGAACACCAAAAACUACUACAAACUAUGGCCAUAAUGAAGCUGCUUACAAGAUAAUAGAGAAGUUUUUAGACUUCCAGGGAAAGCCCUUGGAAGAUAUGAUAGAUCAGAACACUGUCUUAAGGAUGUCUAGGAAUCCUCUUAUGGAUAUUGUGAGCCAUUUCUUGGGGACAUUUAAGGAUGACAAAGAUAAAUCCAUUCAACAGUUAGUUAAGAUUGGCAGGAGACUGCAGAGGAAGACUUUCAAGACACAGAAAAUAAACUGGGCAGCUGAUCUGGAAAAUGUCCAAGCAAAAUUGGCGAAGUAUGGCUCUAACCUCAUUCUGCAACCUCAGACUCUGCUGGACCAUAAAGAUAAGAACAAUAAGAAUAAUAAAAGCUCUAAUUCCAAAACACAUUCCAAGAGUAACAUAGAUCUGGAAAAUCCCAUGUUGGACAAAUCAGAACAGAAGCUUUUGAUACCACAGCCUCACAGGAAUAUCUGGAGGGCCAACUGGACACAUAAAAAUCGUGUUGAAGCUUGGAAUUCCUGUCCAACGACUUACAAGUGGAUACUCAAUCUUGGUAGCCUGAUAAUUGAGACACAUAGAGAUAGGCUAUUGUACUACACUGAGAUUUUUGAAAAGCUUAGAUAGGAAUGUCUUAAAGUUGUAGUUGCUCUUCUGACUGAAGUCUGACUUCCAUAUUAUUAGAAAAAAAAUGAAAUUGAGGGUCACUGACUUUCGAAAUACUGACAAUUUUGGUUGUGUAUAUUUUAUUAUUAAAUAUAGAUAUUCCUUGUUAACAUUGUUAAUCUUGUAACAAAGUGGUGCCUGAGGACUGCCUUUGAAAUUAGUAUGAUUUAUUAUAGUAUGUAGAAUUGAUUACUUGAUCUAAUGGAUACUACUCUGUGAUACUACUCACUCUGUGAGAGACAUCGUUUAACUGCCAGUCUUGGUAGCCCUCUAAUGAUUCAGUUAUCAUUCAACUGUCAAAAUAUCAUUUCCUUAUAAAAUCUAAAAUAUUGUUCAAAAUAUAACAUAGUUGCUCUCUACACAAAGCCAUUAUGUAGUUGAAACUGUACUAUCAACAUGUUUGAAAAUAUACUAGGAAGAAACGUAUGUGGACAAA
Molecule: messenger RNA, 2921 nt
Organism: Penaeus monodon (black tiger shrimp)
Lineage: Eukaryota; Metazoa; Arthropoda; Malacostraca; Decapoda; Penaeidae
Gene: TAF1B
Exons: 13
Coding region: 131-2446 (771 amino acids)
Biological process (GO): RNA polymerase I preinitiation complex assembly; nucleolar large rRNA transcription by RNA polymerase I
Cellular component (GO): RNA polymerase transcription factor SL1 complex; RNA polymerase I core factor complex
Molecular function (GO): RNA polymerase I core promoter sequence-specific DNA binding
Source: RefSeq, a predicted model, not a curated record